Molecule: messenger RNA, 1680 nt
Organism: Malassezia globosa CBS 7966
Lineage: Eukaryota; Fungi; Basidiomycota; Malasseziomycetes; Malasseziales; Malasseziaceae
Exons: 1
Coding region: 1-1680 (559 amino acids)
Biological process (GO): exocytosis; vesicle fusion; intracellular protein transport
Cellular component (GO): plasma membrane; SNARE complex; endomembrane system
Molecular function (GO): SNAP receptor activity; SNARE binding
Source: RefSeq, a predicted model, not a curated record
AUGGCUCGCGAUCGAUUGGCGGCGAUGCGAGCGCAACAAGCGUCAGCGGCUGGCGGCUACACCAGUCCUGGCACUGGCGCUGCCGCCGGCUACGGUGGCGCCCAGCCCCAGCGCAACUCUCAGCAAGGGUUUAAUACAGCACAGCAGGCUAUAGACAGCUACUACCAACAAGAGUAUGGUAACAAUGGCUAUGGCGACCAUAUGUUCCCUACGCAGCAGUCCACUGGUGCACCAUACCAACCACCAUCGGAGAUGCAGCCUGAACAAUCCCAGCAGUAUGCCCAGCAGCAGUAUGCCCAGCAGCAGUAUGCCCAGCAGCAGUAUGCCCAGCAGCAAUAUGCCCAGCAACAGUACGCCCAACAACAGUACGCCCAACAACAGUACGCUCAGCAACAGUAUGCACAGCAGCAACAGCAGCAGCAGAAGCGGCGCUCAUAUCAAGCUGCUCAGCAACAGCCAGCUGGCUACGUAAUGCAGCAGUCGGAAGAGACGACGUACGUUCCGCCCACGUCCAACCCUUCAACGGCUUAUGCACCCGCGACUAUGACGCAGCAGCCAGACACGUACGAAAUGACCGCGCUGCAGGGCGCGUCAGGCCGCGCUUACACGACGGAUCAGAAUGCAAACAUGGGCAUGCCUGGCGGUGGCUCAACCAUCGCAGGCAUGAUGGGCGGUGGUGUGGCUGGAACUAGCGUGCCUGGCGUUGCAGCUGGCUCUGCCACUGGUCUAGAUGCUGGGAUGGCUGGAACGGCUUCUGCGGCCGGUUAUGGCGCAGAUGGAACGCAGAAUGACACCUACACCGUCAACAUGUCAUCGGAUCCGGAAGCGGCGGCAUUCAACAGCAAUACUAACACGUUCUUCGGCAAGAUCAGCGAGAUCCAGGACACAAUCCGCCAGAUCGACAUGAAUGUAAACCGUAUUUCUGAUCUUCACUCGCGCUCGCUCAACAACGUCGGCGAAGCCGCGCAACUAGCUGCUGAGAGUGAGCUUACGAGCGUUGCGCAGCAGACAAGCAUGUUUACGAACUUUGUCAAAACAUCUAUCAAAUCCCUCGAGGCAGAAGCCACGAAAACCCCUGCGUCGGGACCCGCACCAGAGGGCGUCGGUCGGAAUGUGCGUCUCACCCAGAUUGGGGCUCUGAAGAACCGCUUCAAAGAGACCAUCAUGCGGUACCAAGAGGUCGAAAAGGCCUAUCGGUCCAAGUACCGCCAGCGCACGGAACGUCAGUUGCGCAUUGUGAAGCCUGAUGCAACACAGGCAGAAAUUCAGAGCGCCCUCGAAGGCGAGUCUGAUGGACAACAGAUCUUUUCACAAGCACUGAUGAACUCGAACCGCCAAGGCGAAGCCCGCGGUGCACUACGCGAAGUACAGGAGCGCCAUUCCGAUAUUCAGCGCAUCGAACGCACCAUCACAGAGCUGGCUGCCCUCUUCCAAGAAAUGUCGAUCCUUGUUGAGCAGCAAGACGAGCAGUUGAAUGUGAUUCGUGACCAUGCGCAGCACACCGAAAAGGAAGUGCAGGCUGGUCGCCAGCAGACCGAUAAGGCCGUUGUUGCGGCUCGUCGCGCGCGCAAGCGCAGGUGGAUCUGCUUCUGGAUCUUGCUUUUCGUCAUCAUUAUCGCUGUCGCAGCUAUCGUUGGUGGUGUUUGCGGUCAUGGCAGCUGUGGCGGUAGCAAGGACUAG